Ctenopharyngodon idella (grass carp) is the source of this 3483-nucleotide messenger RNA. RefSeq names its product solute carrier family 26 member 6, like (gene slc26a6l1). The record is from RefSeq and is a predicted model, not a curated record. Gene Ontology annotation, cellular component: membrane. Gene Ontology annotation, molecular function: chloride transmembrane transporter activity; secondary active sulfate transmembrane transporter activity; oxalate transmembrane transporter activity. Lineage: Eukaryota; Metazoa; Chordata; Actinopteri; Cypriniformes; Xenocyprididae. Bases 563 to 2971 code for a protein of 802 amino acids. The transcript has 19 exons. Gene Ontology annotation, biological process: transmembrane transport.
UGUCCUUUUUCUGGAAGUCAUUAAUUCAUAAUAUGCUGCACAUCACAAUGGAAUUUUCUACUGGAACAGAAAAAAAGUUUCCAUUGCAGUUCACCUUAGAGUGCACAAAGUAGCUACUAAUGAACACAGGAGUAAAGUCUGAGUCAGCAUUUGCACUAAAAUAACACUAGAGUUGAGAGAUAGAACUAUCAGGUUUUUUUUUUUUUUUAUAUAUAUGUAUAUAAUUACAUUUUUCUAUAAUGACAUGUACAUUGGCAAUAUUUUUGUAAGCUUGUUUUGCUCAUUUAACGCUUCUGAAAUUGUAUGUAUUUAAUAAAAUUAUUACAUGCUAUUACUUGUUCUUAAGUUAAUCAUUGGUAGAAAGCACAGCUUCAACCAACCCUGUUAUCUCCCCUUUUAAAUAUCCCACACAGCUUUAGAGGGAUAUCAGAGAUUACUGUCACACAGAAAGCUUUAUGAAGUUUUAUUGUUAUCGAGGUCAGUGUAAUUUUGUGCUUUGUAAUUUAUUUUUAAGUUUUGACACAGACCAUUUAUAGUAGCUAUACAGCACAAAAAAUAGAAAAUGGACUCAGGAAAUGCAGACUAUCAUAUACAGAGAGAGGUUAUAGAUGAACAGAGGCUGAAAGAGCGAUCGCAGAGAAUGAACCGUUCCCAGACCAACCUUUCCAUCUCACAUCGGCUAAAGAAAUCACUCAGCUGUUCGGUACCCAAACUGAAACAUAGCAUAGUUGGUUUCUUGCCUGUUCUGUCCUGGUUGCCCCGUUACUCCAUCUGGGAUUAUGGCAUGCCCGAUCUCAUCUCUGGCAUUAGUGUGGGCAUUAUGCACCUUCCACAGGGAAUGGCAUAUGCUUUGCUGGCCUCGUUGCCACCGGUAUUUGGACUCUACACAUCCCUCUAUCCUCCAUUAAUUUAUUUUAUUUUUGGGACCUCCAGACACAUCUCCAUAGGCACAUUUACUAUCCUCAGUAUUAUGAUUGGUAGUGUGACAGAGAGACUGGCCCCAGAUGCAGAUUUUCUGAUUUACAAUGGCACUAAUGUGACUGAAGAGGUGGAUAUCAUAUCUAGAGACUUGUACAGAGUACAGGUUGCUGCUGCCACCACUGUACUGGGAGGACUUAUUCAGGUUGUAUUAGGCUUGGUGCAGUUUGGGUUUGUUGGUACGUAUCUUUCAGAGCCAUUGGUCAGAGGUUAUACCACAGCUGCUUCUCUUCAUGCUGUAGUAGCCCAGUUAAAGUACAUCCUUGGAGUCUCACCCAAGCGCUUCAAUGGACCUCUGUCUAUUGCCUAUACUCUAGCAGACUUGGUUAUGCUGUUGCCAGAGACUCAUCUUCCAACUCUGCUGGCCAGUGUUGUGUCCAUUGUGGUUCUCAUCACUGCCAAAGAGCUUAACAAUGCACUCAGGCAAAAACUGCUGGUGCCUAUUCCGGUGGAACUCUGCACUAUUGUAGUGGCAACGGUUAUAUCAUUCUACACUCGGCUGAAUGAAAGCUAUAAGAUAUCAGUCGUUGGCGAGAUCCCAAGUGGACUUCAGCCUCCCAGGGUUCCAAAAGCCAGUGUCUUUUCUGAGGUGGUGUUGGAUGCUUUUGCAAUAGCCAUUGUGGGUUACGCAAUUUCUAUCUCUUUGGGCAAAACCUUCGCUCUCAAACAUGGUUACAAGGUAGAAAGCAACCAGGAGCUGGUGGCUUUGGGUCUCAGUAAUACAUUUGGAGGUUUUUUCCAGUGUUUUUCAGUUUGUUCUUCUAUGUCUCGCAGUCUCAUACAGGAAAGCACAGGAGGCAAGACACAGAUGGCAGGAGUAGUGUCUGGUGUAAUAGUACUGGUGACAGUACUAAAGUUAGGCUCACUUUUUCAGGAGCUGCCCAAGGCAGUUCUUGCUGCCAUUGUAUUUGUGAAUCUAAAGGGAAUGUUCAAGCAGUACUAUGACGUAGUCACACUGUGGCGUAGUAGCAAGGUUGAUCUGUUGAUAUGGUUGGUGACAUAUGUGUCUACUGUGCUCUUUAAUUUGGAUAUGGGUCUGGGGGCCUCCAUGGGUUUUGCACUGCUCUCUGUUAUCUUCAGAACUCAACGGCCCAGUUAUUCACUACUGGGACACCUCCCUGGUACUGAGCUGUAUCUAGAUAUGGAGACACACAAAGAGGUGAGGGAGGUACCCGGUAUCACCAUAUUUCGCUCUUCUGCCACCAUGUACUUUGCUAAUGCUGAACUUUAUCUUGAGGCCCUUAAAAAAAAGAGUGGCCUGGACAUCGGGAAAAUGCUCACCUAUAAGCGCAGACAGGAGGCCAAGCAGAGACGCCGAGAGAGGAGAGCAGAGCGGAGAGCCCGAAGAGAGGCUAAAAGACAGAAAAAAGCUCUCAGGGAAGCCUCUCAGCGAUCCAAAAAAGCUGUGUUUACAGUGGAAGAUGAAGCAGGGCAGUUGAAGGAUGGAAUGAAUGGAGACAUACACAGAGAGCGGGAAAACAAUACAGUGUUUGUCAUACCUGAGACAGCACGGACAUCUGAUGGCCAGCACACCUGGGUGUACCUUAAGGGCACUGACCCUGACACCGCCACCCUGGGGUCAGUGUCAGAUCUACACGACGGGGACACCACCACGCUGGACUCCAGCAGCGAGGACACUUUAAGCAGGGACCUGGAGAGGGUUUCUCUGGGAUCCCUGGGGAAGUGGACCUGGGACAUCCACUCCAUCAUAUUGGAUUUCUCCACUGCUAACUUUACUGAUACAGUGGCCAUUAAGACAUUAAGGAAUAUAUUCCAUGAUUUUGGAGAGAUCGAUGUGGAUAUCUACUUGGCAGGCUGUCAAGCACUGGUGGUGGAACAGCUUGAGCGUGGCGGCUUCUUCUCUGAUGUCAUCACUGAAGGCCGUGUCUUUGCUACUGUGCAUGAUGCUGUUCUGUACUGUCUCAAGCAUCGGGGAGCUGUGACCAUCCACAGCUAUGAGAAUGCUCUGGAUAUAAGUGGUACCCAACUAUGAGAGAAGAUUUCUGAUUUCUUGAUUGAUGAUUCAUCUUGUUCUACAUGCUCAUACAAGCUAUACACAAAAAAAGUAAACCUCUCCGUCAAGUUAUGAAAUUAAUGCUCAAAUAGCAUUUGACAGUAAUGAAGCAAGUCUGUUACUUUUUUCUGAUUUGGUUAUGAAACAUAGGCGUUUAAAUGUAAUAUUUUUGUGUUUGUAUUUUUUUGGUUUAUUUAACUAGUAAAGGAUUAUUGUAAAUUACACUGAUUAGUAAGAUGAACACUUAAUUUUAAAUGCAAUGUAAUUGGAUUUUAUACCAUUUAAUGAAAAUGGUUAUUUUUAACUUAAAAAACAACAGACAAAAGUCUGUUGUCUGUCUAGAAAAGUAGAAAAAUGCAAUUUGUUUUUAAAGAAAACAGACUAGUCUCUGAUUGGUCAUUUUAAUAAUUUAUUCAACAAAGUGAUUCUGUGCAUUUUAACAGCAACAAUGUGAUUCAACUCCAACAAAUAAAUAAAAUAAGUUAACCUCA